This is a messenger RNA of Eleginops maclovinus (Patagonian blennie), 1185 nucleotides long. RefSeq names its product zona pellucida-like domain-containing protein 1. Gene Ontology annotation, cellular component: cell surface. The record is from RefSeq and is a predicted model, not a curated record. The transcript has 10 exons. Bases 1 to 1185 code for a protein of 394 amino acids. NCBI's taxonomy places the organism in Eukaryota, Metazoa, Chordata, Actinopteri, Perciformes, Eleginopidae.
AUGGCUAUAUUCAGCUUCCUCAUCCUGACCUCCUUGUCUAUUGCAGGCCGAGAAGCCCUCAGCGUACCUGAGUGUGGAGCAUAUGCCAGACGACCAGAGUACACUGACAUCACUGUGGUCUGCGGUACAUCUACCAUCGACCUGGCAAUUCAAAUCUGCCCGGUUGUAUACACGGGAUACAACACAAGCCUACUGAUCCUCAACCGUAUUCUGGACAAUAUGGACUGUCAGGGGACUCUGGACACCUCGGUGACCCCUCCUGUGGCGAGGUUCAGCUUCCCCAUCAGAGAGGGAAACGCCUGUGGGAGUAACUUCCUUACCACGAGUGCACCAGGGACAGGAAUAUUUGCUGACUUCUCCAACAUCCAGAGAGUCAAUGUCAGCGGGGCUGUACGAUCCUUUGACCCCACCCCUGGGACGAUCACCUACAACGCAGAGCUCAAGUACUACUACUCAUGUGCUUAUCCACUGGAGUACCUCAUCAACAACACUCAGGUGGAUGUUUCAUCCUCCUCCAUUGCUUUGAAGGACAACAAUGGGAGCUUUAUUAGCACCCUCAACAUGGCCUUGUUCCAGGAUAUAAAUUACACCACACCCCUUGUCUUCCCACCUCUGGGCAUCGAACUGAGAACAAACAUCUACGUGCAGGUGGUUGCAUCCAAUCUGACAUCACAGUACUUUGUUCUUCUGGACCGGUGCUACGCCUCGGUGAAUCCGCAGCCCUUUAACUCCACCAUUUUUAAUCUGUUUGUCUCGUGCUCCAUAGAUCAGCUCACCACCAUGCUUGAGAACGGGGAUAGCCAAAAGGCCCGCUUCUACUUCCCAGCGUUCCGCUUCAUCGAGCAGCAAAAUGAGACCAUCUCCACCUACUAUCUGCACUGCAUCACCCGGCUCUGCGAGAGAAGCACCUGCAGCAGCUUCAAGCAAUGCAACAGGAAGAGGAGGAGCGUACAGUCCACGGGUGUCCAGGAGGGCAUCACUGAGCCGUCUGUGAUCACUGUGGCAAUAAAGGCCAAGACAGCAAACUCGAUUCAAUCCAAAGAAGAGGCGCUGUCUGGUGGCCAGUCUGAGGGCAAGGGCGCGUCCGUUGGCCUGGGCAUUGCUGUGGCUGUCCUUGUUGUGACAGGAGUGGCAGCUAUUGUGAUGGCAGCAUCUUUUUAUCGGAAACUGAAGCGGCUAAGCUAG